AUGAACCACGACUACACCAAAGGCCAGAUGAUCGGUCUGGCCGUUGGAUUCAUGAUCAUUCCGACCAUAUUCUAUGUGCUUCGAAUAUGGGCGAAGCUGCUGGUCAAGCGAUUUGCGUGGGAUGACUACCUCGCGGGGUUUGCGCUGCUGGUUUCCAUCACCUGCUGUACUUUACAAUUGGCUACCGCGAUCCAUGGACACUUGGGCCAACACCAACCUACGUUUCCUGACGGGUCACCGAUCAUGGACGAUCCAGGGUUGAUCUUCUUCGAGGAGGCAAGCCUAACCUUAAACUUUCGUCUUACCAAGUUUGCACUGAACAUGAUAUCCAUUCUGGGCUUGGGCCUAGUCAAGUCGUCCAUCUUGGUGUUGUACCGGAGCCUCUUCCCAAGUCGCAGGUUUCACUACGUCGUGUAUGCCGCUCUUGCUUUCGUCAUUGGAUGGACCGUCAGCUUCUUCUUCUCUCAUUUGUUCACAUGCUACCCUAUCACCGUUUUCAUCGAGCCUUACUACGGCAACUCCUGCGUGCAGACGGUGCCCAUGUUCCUGGCGCUGCUGUUUACCGACGUGGUGGCGGACUUUGCGAUACUCAUACUUCCCAUUCCAAUGGUCAUAAGGGUAAGAAUGCCGCUGAAGAAGAAGUUGGCUGUGAUCGGGAUGCUCGGGUUGGGCGCAGCGGUCUGCGCAGUCAGCGUUACAAGAGUGAUCGCUACCUUUGCCAUUGCGGAAGAGUACAUCAAGCAUCCGAACGACGUCAUUUACUAUACUGCGCCAGUAUUCUUCUGA
Messenger RNA from Colletotrichum siamense, 786 nucleotides. RefSeq lists its product as uncharacterized. NCBI's taxonomy places the organism in Eukaryota, Fungi, Ascomycota, Sordariomycetes, Glomerellales, Glomerellaceae. Bases 1 to 786 code for a protein of 261 amino acids. The transcript is spliced from 6 exons. The record is from RefSeq and is a predicted model, not a curated record.